GUAACAGCGUGCUCUAGUAAACAAAGCACGCCAGUCCACUGGAAACGCUGAAGUCCCAUCAUCAUGUUAGGCUUACCGUCGGCGGUCACCGUGCGCUCACUGUGGUCUAUCUGCUGAAGUUUAUAAUGGGCGGACUGGUGCCCACUGUGUUACUGUGUGCUGCAGAGUGACUUGCGCAGGUGGACUAGUCAGACAGGUUUGAGACCGGACGCCUUUUGGUUGGUUUACCUUUUUCUCAGGGCGAUGUAGGUGAUUGUAAAGUUGCCAUGAAGAUAGUUACAGUUGUAGCGCUUCUACAACUGUGUCUGCGAGCCACAGCCUCAGUUUCGGGUGAUGACUCCGCCGAAACGGCCGUGACAGCCGCACCUGGGGACGUCGCUCUACUUCCGUGUUACACCGCCGGUAACGUAACACCGAAUUUAACUACAUGGAGGAAAAAUGGACAGGAAGUCAUUACAGGUGGCGUUUCUUCACCUGUCGGGCAGCAGCGCCUCGUAGUGCUGCAAGAUGGGAGUCUGAACAUCCGGGGGGUGACUCCCGGAGACGAGGGCAGCUACCUGUGCAACUCCACGCUGCCAGGCAACAUCACCUUUCGGGCACGUGCGCUGCUUCAAGUAGCCAGUGGUCCAGAAAAUGUAUCUACAUCCAUCAGUCCAGCCUCCACCCUCUCCAACCGGACGCUCACUGUCCAUCAGGGUACGAGCGUCUCCUUUAACUGCUCCGCCUACUCGUACCCGACCCAGGAGCUCACCUGGUCCUUCCGAGGAGCCACGUCCAGCAACCAGUCUCUGGCCUCCUCCUCUAGAUCCUGGCUGGACUUCAGGAUAGACAACAUCCAGCCCAGCAACCAGGGACUUUACACCUGCACGGCCAACAACACCUUCACCCAUCAGGCUGUCAAUAAGGACACAGAGCUGCUGGUUUACUAUGUCCCAGACAGACACCCUGAUUGUAUGUGGGCCCCAGCAGAGGACCCCUCCCACGUCCUGUUCAGCUGCUCCUGGUUUGGAGCGUAUCCCCCCCCUACACUGCACUGGAUGGAAGAGCGGGCCGACCCAGCAGCUCUUGGGAGAGGACCCGUGAAUGUAUCAGAGGUGACGGAGAUCCUGUCGGUGAAGCUGAACCGCUCCCAGCUGUCCGAGGGCCAGACGCUGAGGUGCACGGCGCAGCACCCGGUCCUCGCUCCAGGGAAGGAGAAGGAGUGUUCGCUAACCCUCAAGCUUCCGUUUCCUGAAGGCGAGCCUCUGGUCACAGCCAUGGACGGUACGAGCGUCACCUUGAUCUGCUCCGAGUCCGCAUCCAUCCCACCCGCAAACACCACCUGGAGAAAAGGGCUGCAGCAGGAGGAACUCAACCCCGGAUCCAAGUACAUUGUGUCAGAUGAAGGUUCCGUCCUGAAGCUGACCAUAGUCAACAUCACCAAGGACGAUGAAGGCGUUUACUUCUGCCGCAGCGAGAACCCCCUCGCUGUCACAGAGCUGGAGGUCUACCUCACUGUGAGGACCUCCUCUGCAUAUACAGGCGCUAUCAUUGGGAUCUUUAUAGCCGUACUGAUCAUGGGCUCAGCAGCAAUCAUCGCUAAAACCGUUUUCUCCAGCCGGCACAGAAUAUGUCUGGGAGGUGGCUUCAGGCAAAUGGAGGAGGACAGAGGAGACGUGCUGAGUCUGGUGGAGUCUGACGACGAGCAGAUUUUUCAAGCUGCUGUUCCACGUCUACCUCCAACAACAAAUGGACACCAAACCACACUCGUACAGAUACACCGAAUCCCGUCAAGUGAUCAUGAGGAUGCAGAAACGGCAGACACAAGCCCCCAGCAGCAGGAAGAUGCACACACAGAAGAGCCAGUGGAUCUUGUAACAUUUUAGGUAUCGGGUGAUUAAUUGGAUAUGUGUUUUUAUUUUAGGUAAAUAUUAUUUUCAUCCAAUGACAAUGUGAAAAGAAUUGGUGGCAGACUUGUGUAAAAA
Labrus mixtus (cuckoo wrasse) is the source of this 1964-nucleotide messenger RNA. RefSeq names its product V-set and immunoglobulin domain containing 10 (gene vsig10). Bases 267 to 1865 code for a protein of 532 amino acids. Gene Ontology annotation, molecular function: cell adhesion molecule binding. Gene Ontology annotation, biological process: cell-cell adhesion. The transcript is spliced from 9 exons. Gene Ontology annotation, cellular component: cell-cell junction. The record is from RefSeq and is a predicted model, not a curated record. Lineage: Eukaryota; Metazoa; Chordata; Actinopteri; Labriformes; Labridae.